AAGUGCAAACUACUUCAGAUUUUAUGAAUUGAUAGUGAUUUAGGAUAAGUUUCUGUUCGAAGUUGUAUCAAUUAUUACACUCUUUAAAUUUGGAAGUACUCUUAUCAAAUACACCUUUUAGGUGAAAUUGUAGUAAAGGUUCAGUUAAAUUAUGGAUAUUUGCUCGUAUAGGGUUACUGUUGGGUUGUGUUGACAUAUGAGGUGUUUGUGUGUUGUUUUAGUUGGAGUUUUGUUAUUUUUCGUAUAGUCAUGGCUUUAGGGGGGUCUACGUAUUUGCAAGAUGCAACUAUGUUGGAGCAGCUGCUGGAAGAAAUCAAUUUCCAGAGGACAAAAGAGAUGCGGCAGCUCAUGAAGGAUGAUUCGGGCUUUGUGGUGCUGCAAGGAACAACAUACUGGACAGAUUUGUUUGUCAGACACUUCCUGUUCCAAGAGGAGCAAGCUAUUGACUGUGAUGAUCUUCUCUUUUUUGUGAGGAAGAGACAUGUUAAGGGAUCUUCCCGGUAUCUGCCUAAAUAUGAGACGGAUGUCGAGGUGUUCCGCAAGGACUCGAAGAAACUGCCCAUCGGAGACCCGGAGAUCGACUGGGAAGAAACCGUCUACCUCAACCUGAUCGUGCACCAGUUCGACUACACGCUCACGUUGGCGAUCUGCACGCGCACCAGCCCCAAGGAGCUGCAGGUGCUCAAGCGUCAUUCGCAGAAGGUGUACGCGUCGCCCAGCCGGCGGAAGAUGGACACGAAGGGCGAAGGCGAGGAGAUGACCUACCCGCACAUCUGCUUCAUGGUCGACAACUUUGACGAGGUGUUCUGCGACAUGGUGGUGCGCGACGGCGAGAUGGUGUGCGUGGAGCUGGUGGCGCGCGGGCGGGGCUCCGCCGCCUGCGCCGUCAUCUUCCUCGGCUCCAUCCGCUACGACGCGCUCACCGGAGUGUACGACGCCAGGCAAUCGUCGCUGUCGAAUAAGAUGGCGCAGCGGAUGUCGUUCGGUCUGCUGGGCGGGGCGGGAGGCGGGGCGGCGCGCUGCGAGUUCGUUCGCAUGAAGGGUCCGGGCGGCAAGGGGCACGCCGAGGUGGCGGUGUCGCGACCGCGCGGCGCCGCGCCCUCCUCGGCGCCCGGCUCGGCGCCCGGACUCGCGGCGCCCUGGCCCGACGACAUGGACGACCCGGAGGAGCUGUUCCUCUUCCGACACCAGAGGCGGCUGAGCGACCCGAGCGCCAACAUAGCGGGCUUCGUGCGCGGCGGGUGGCGCGCGCGCGACCCCUCUCGCGCGGACCACAGCCGCUCAGAGAACGACGGCCUGGACGCGCUCGGCGACGGCCUGGCGGAGGUGGAGGCGGGCGACCUGCGAGACGAGCUGGACGACGGCGCGUACAACCCGCUGUGGGCGAUGCGCGGCUUCACGCAGACCUUCCACCUAUGGAAGGAGGGCAAACGGCAGCAGUCGGCGCCCCUCAACGCCUACCUCACCUACGUCACGCUGCCCUGGUGGGCCAUCGCCAAAGAUAUCCUAGACCACCGCGAGGAACCCGUGCUGACGUUCUGAGCGUGUGCCCCGCCCUCCGCGCCCUCGCGGACGUCGC
Messenger RNA from Papilio machaon (common yellow swallowtail), 1579 nucleotides. RefSeq lists its product as uncharacterized. The transcript is spliced from 9 exons. The coding region runs from base 250 to 1542 and encodes 430 amino acids. Lineage: Eukaryota; Metazoa; Arthropoda; Insecta; Lepidoptera; Papilionidae. The record is from RefSeq and is a predicted model, not a curated record.